Cotesia glomerata is the source of this 1892-nucleotide messenger RNA. Its product is annotated as retinol dehydrogenase 12. Bases 786 to 1850 code for a protein of 354 amino acids. The record is from RefSeq and is a predicted model, not a curated record. NCBI's taxonomy places the organism in Eukaryota, Metazoa, Arthropoda, Insecta, Hymenoptera, Braconidae. The transcript has 6 exons.
AAAUAUAAACAUACAAACUUAUACCUGAGCUUUAUAUAUAAUGACAAGUUGAUAAGUACAUACGCGCAAAUAAUGUAAUUAGACCCACCCAGCCGUAGAAUAAAUAUCUAUAAUUAGACGUAGACCUAGUCUACUCCAUAACCUAGAGGAUAAAUUAAACUUGAGUAAACAAGAGAGAUGAAUCUGUGAAAUCCGGGUGCUGUUGAUAAAUAAUUACGUUACUGAAAAAUACUUUCAACACCUUGUAAUACAUUUGAAGCAUAAAAAAUAAUAAUAUAUAAUACAAUACAGUAUGAGCCGGAGAAACAAUCUUGAAUCGCAUGGUAUUUAUUAAUCCAGCGACGGCAAUCCCCUCUCCGGAUCAACAUGGCCCACAUUUACAUGCCUGUUAACUAAAUGCUAACAAACGCUGUCAGUUUGACAGCAACAACUAGACUGUUCACUCUAGCAUUUAGCCGAUGAUUUUUAUCGUCGAUCAAUAAACAAUUAUAAUUAUAAUUAUAGUCAACAAAUUAGUUAAUUAUGAAAACAAGUACAAUAUAUCAUUUGUGAGCGGUAUUAAAUUUCAUGAGUACAAAUUAAAUUAAAAACAGAAUAUUGAUUGAUGAAAUCAAUAUAGAUAAGCAAAUUUAAUCUUACAAGUAUUGCUCUUUUUUUUAAUUUUAUGUUUGUCUUGUCAUUUUUUUUUAUGUCUACUUGUCGUAAUUGUUAGUGUGUGGUCCGAACUCUGAUGAGUUACGAAUGAUUGAUAUUAAAUCAAAAGCGGCGCUAAAGUAUAUAAAAAAAUGUUAAUUGUAAUAGGUUCAACGGUCGCAUUAAUUGCAAGCCUGAUGGCUUUUUCAAAAUCAAGAAAUUAUUGGAGCACUUUUGCCCGCGGGAUUUUUAUGUUAACCAAGUACAAUCUUGUGGGAAUAAAAGAAAUUUUUCUUGACAUUAUUCAUGCCAAGUACAAUAAAACAGAUUUACCAAAAAAAAGCGACUGUGUCGCUAUUGUUACUGGAGGAUCCCGUGGAAUUGGCGUUGAAGUUGUCAAAAUGUUACUUCGAUGUGACAUGGAAGUUAUUAUAGCUUGCAGAAGAAAAGACGCUGGAGAGAAAACUGUUGAUAAAAUUCGUGCCUCUGGAGUCACUGAAGGAAAAGCUAAAGUUUACGUGCUUGAUAAUUCAAGCUUGGAGUCUGUAAAAAAAUUCGCGAAUGAUAUAAAGAAAGAUUAUGACAAAAUUCACGUACUGAUCAACAACGCUGGAGUAAUGUUCACACCUUACAAAGAAACAAAAGAUGGAUUUGAGCAACAGUGGGGCGUCAAUUAUUUGUCCCACUUUCUGCUAACGUCGUUGCUUAUGCCGUUACUUCGAAAUGCAGGGACCGAAGAAAAUUUUGCUCGAGUCAUUAAUAUUUCUUCUUGCGCUCACCAUUUGGGAACUAUUAAUUUCGAUGACAUAAAUUAUAAUAAACGAAAACCAUUUUUAACUUACUGUGCUUAUGGUCAAAGCAAGUUAGCCCAAGUAAUAUUCACUGAAACAUUAAGACAUAUUAUCAAUAAAAAUGAACUUUUUGUAAGAACUUACGCUGUUCAUCCAGGCAUGGUCAAUACAGAGUUAUUUGAAAACAGCUUCAUUCAUUAUUUUGGCUUUUUGAUGAAAAUAAUGUUCAAAUCUCCGGAACAAGGUGCCAUGACAAUAGUUUACGCAGCAGUAAGCAAAGCCAUCGAAGACACUGACGGCUUAUACUAUAGUAAUUGCCGUAAAGCUACUCCCAAUCAACUCGUAUAUGAUAAACCGACUCAAGAGAGAUUAUUUUUACUGAGUCUUGAACAAACAAAGCUAGAAAGUUUUCUACAAUACUGCUAAGUAAAGUUUUAAAUAAAUUAAUUAAAAAUAGUUUACUUAAAA